CCCCAGAUUAACGGGGUGCAGGUCCAGGACCGCGAGGAAGCCGUCGCCAUCCUGACCCAGGAGCAACAAACGAACAUCUCGCUGCUGCUGGCCAGGCCCGAGACCGAGCUCUCCCGGCGCUGGAAGGACAGUGACCGUGACGAUUUCCUGGACGACUUCGGCUCCGAGCACGAACGCGAAAUGAGACCCCGAGCGACCCCUGGGCAGCAGCCUGCCGCGGCCCCGCCCGCCCAGCGCCGGCCCCCCGCUGCCCCCAGCCAGGAGCUGGACAGCGGGGUGGGCCGGACGGACGAGAGCACCCGGAACGAGGAGAGCUCGGAGCACGACCUGCUGGGGGACAGCCCCCCACGCUCGGCCGGCACCCCGGCCCCCCAGCGUCGCCCGGCCCCGCUGCAGGCCCGGGACUUCCACUUCAGCCUGGACUCGCUGCUGCCCGCGCCCGAGGUGCCGGGGCUGACGGACGCCGAGUCCGAGCGGUACCGGGAGCUGCUGGAGCUGCGGGGGCACCUGGCCAACGGGAACGGCCCCGGCGCCCUGCGGCCCGGCCUGGACCUCGACCUCAACCGCAACCGCGCGGCGCUGCUGGAGGAGGAGCUGCGGCACCUGCAGUUCAAAUGCCGCAACAUCCUUCGGGCGCAGAAGAUGCAGCGGCUGCGCGAGCGCUGUCUCAAGGCCUGGCUGCUGGAGGAGGAGGGGGCGCGGGCGCUGAAGAUCCGGGAGGAGCGGAGCGGCAUGACCACGGACGACGACGCCGUCAGCGAGAUGAAGAUGGGCCGGUACUGGAGCAAGGAGGAGCGCAAGCAGCAGCUGCUGCGGGCCCGGGAGCAGCGCCGGCGCCGGGAACUCAUGCUGCAGAGCCGGCUCGACUGGCAGCGGGAGGCGGGGGGCCCGGGGGCCCCCGACCAGCUCACCAUCCUGGCCCUCAGCCACCGCAAGAGCCUCAAGAAACGCAGCCGGCGCAUCCUAGACAAUUGGAUCACGAUCCAGGAGAUGCUGGCGCACGGCGCCCGCUCGGCUGACGGGCACCGGGUCUACAACCCGCUGCUGUCCGUCACCACCGUCUGAGCGGGCGGGGCCAGGCCUGCAGACUCGCUUUCUCCCCCAUGUGCCAGGAUUUGGGGGUGAGCCUACCUCCCCCACGUCGCCACCAUCGGAGGACCCGGGGCCCCCCACUUUUCCAGGGCUGGGGGAGCCCCCAUCCCGACAGAGCAGGAAAGAGGGGGGCCCCUGGUGCUGCUCCUGGACAUGCCUGGCUGCAGAGACAAUGGGGAGAUUUGGGGAGUCCCCCAAUGCUGCUCCAGCCCCCCCUGCCCUACAGGGACCCCCCAGGAUCGGAACCGGGGGCGUGAAGCACAAAGACACUCAGUCAGGCGCGGGGAGGAGGGGGGGACAAAGGCCCCUCCCAGAUGCUCCCCCCCAGGGUGGUUUUUAUGUCGUGUCUGUGAUUCGUGUCUGGUCAGUUCAUCGUUUGUCUGAGUCUGGCAGGGGAGACACCUGCCCCCUCCCCCCCCCCAGCAGAUCCCGAGACCCCCACUUCCCCCUGAACCCCCAGAUCCCACUGCCCCCGAGCCCCACACUUCCCCCUGAUCCCUCCGAACCCCUGAUCCCACUGCACCCCACUGUCCCCUCCCC
This is a messenger RNA of Chrysemys picta bellii (western painted turtle), 1632 nucleotides long. The record is from RefSeq and is a predicted model, not a curated record. NCBI's taxonomy places the organism in Eukaryota, Metazoa, Chordata, Testudines, Emydidae.